Elaeis guineensis (African oil palm) is the source of this 1770-nucleotide messenger RNA. Its product is annotated as nicotianamine aminotransferase 1. Gene Ontology annotation, biological process: L-tyrosine catabolic process; biosynthetic process. Lineage: Eukaryota; Viridiplantae; Streptophyta; Magnoliopsida; Arecales; Arecaceae. The record is from RefSeq and is a predicted model, not a curated record. Gene Ontology annotation, molecular function: L-tyrosine:2-oxoglutarate transaminase activity; pyridoxal phosphate binding.
UACAGAUGGUCAUGGUCCAGCCUCGUGUCUUUCCUCACCCAACAUGAAAGCAAUGGAACAAAGAAACAACCCAAGCAGUUCGAGCCACCCGACCGUUGAAGAGGUGGCUUGGAGUUUAGAAAGUAACAAGGGAGGCACGUCGCAUACUGUUCUCUGAAGCUGUGUAACAAAGAGCUUUCCAGUUUCUCCACGGUUCUCUUCUCCUCCAUCCUCCAAUGGCACCACCACCCCCCUCUCAGAUUCCGAACGCCGAAAGCAAUAGAAUUUAUGUCAGUAACAAGGAGGCAAGAGUCGUGAGGAACUGCAGAGUGAAGUGCAACCCAGUUCUAUCAGAGCAGAAGAUUUCGAUAAGAGGAGUAGUUGAUGAGCUGAUGAAGUUGGGCAGUCCAGAGAAAAGACUCAUCUCCUUGGGUGUCGGCGAUGCGGCGUCGUCUCAGUGCUUUCAGAAGGGGAAGGAGAGCUUCUCGAAGGCCGUCGCUGAUGCGGUCUCCUCAUCGGCGUUCGACUGCUAUGCUCCUUCCUAUGGCUUUCCCUUUGCCCGUCGUGCAGUGGCAGAGUAUUUGUCAAGGGACGUGAAGCAUGGCAUCAGGGAGGGGGACGUGUACUUGACUGUGGGAGGCACACAGGCUCUCCAAGUGUGCUUGACGGUGCUGGCCAGCCCUGGAGCCAACUUGCUGCUGCCUCGCCCUGGCUUUGCCCCUUAUGAAGCUGCCUGUGAAAUCUAUGGCAUCGAGGCCCGGUUCUACCUCCUUCAGCCCCAUCAUGGAUGGGAGCUCGAUCUCGAUCAGGUUCGGUCCCUCGCCGAUGCCGACACUGUCGGCAUCGUCGUCAUCAACCCCAGCAACCCCUGCGGCGCCGUCUUUUCUCCCUACCACCUCCAGCAGAUUGCUGAGACUGCAAGGGACUUGAAUAUCCCCCUAAUUGCUGAUGAGUUAUAUGGGCAUAUGGUCUAUGGUGGGAGCAAAUUUGUGCCACUGGCCUCUUUUGCUCAUUUGACACCAGUUAUUACCGUAGGAGCUUUGUCAAAGCGUUGGAUGGUUCCUGGAUGGCGUCUUGGAUGGAUAGCCAUAUGCGAUCCUAAUGAGAGUUUUAAACAAGUUAAAGUGGCAAUUGAGAUGCUUAUGAACGUAACAUCCGGUCCAGCUUCUGUAAUUCAGGCAGCAGUUCCUAGUAUUCUUUCUAAUUCACAUGAGGAAUUUCACAAGAAUGUCCUCAUAGUGUUGGAGUCCACAGCUGAAACACUUUACACAAGAAUAGCUCAUAUUGAAGCACUGCAAUGUCACUCAAGGCCUCAGGGUUCCAUGUUCAUGAUGGUUGAGAUCAACCCAGCCCUUCUACUUGGCAUAGAGAAUGACAUGGACUUUGCCAGGGAGUUGAUGAAAGAAGAAUCUGUCUUGGUGCUUCCAGGUUUUGUCAUUGGUUUGAAGAACUGGCUGAGGAUAUUCUUUGGAGUUCAUUCCAAUGUACUAAGUGAGGCUUGUGACAGGAUUGAAUCCUUUUGCAAGAGGCGCCACCCAACAAAUUGAUCUGUCAAGUGAAUAUAGGAAUUACAAGCCAUGCAUGAUCAACAUGUGAUAACUUUUUUUUUUUUUCCAAAUAUAACUUUGUUUUUGAGUUUUCUUACACAUACUAAUUUAGAUUAUACAAGUGCAGUACUUCAAGUAAAUUGUUUUGUAAGCAAUGCUUUUGAAUGAUGGAAAAAGGUGGCACCAAAUUAAAUUGAUGGGCUGGAGAUGCUCUAAUGCAUUAGCAUCCUUCUGACUCACCUUA